AUGGCCGACGUAGAAAUGGCGGAUGCAUCUGCAUCUGCGGAAUCCAAGCCCAAGGCUGUGGUCAAAGGCUCAAAGUCCGGUACUACUGAAGGAGGAGACGCAAAGAAGAGAUUUGAAGUUAAGAAGUGGAAUGCUGUCGCUCUCUGGGCAUGGGAUAUCGUUGUUGAUAACUGCGCGAUUUGCCGAAACCACAUCAUGGACCUUUGUAUUGAGUGUCAAGCGAAUCAAGGUGCGGCCACAACAGAAGAAUGCACUGUCGCGUGGGGAAUUUGCAAUCAUGCCUUUCAUUUCCACUGUAUCUCACGCUGGCUGAAGACAAGACAAGUCUGCCCUCUCGACAACAGAGACUGGGAAUUUCAAAAAUACGGUCGUUGA
Exophiala dermatitidis NIH/UT8656 is the source of this 375-nucleotide messenger RNA. RefSeq names its product RING-box protein 1. Gene Ontology annotation, molecular function: cullin family protein binding; ubiquitin protein ligase activity; zinc ion binding. Gene Ontology annotation, cellular component: nucleus; cullin-RING ubiquitin ligase complex. The transcript is spliced from 4 exons. Gene Ontology annotation, biological process: ubiquitin-dependent protein catabolic process; protein ubiquitination. The record is from RefSeq and is a predicted model, not a curated record. Bases 1 to 375 code for a protein of 124 amino acids. Lineage: Eukaryota; Fungi; Ascomycota; Eurotiomycetes; Chaetothyriales; Herpotrichiellaceae.